Messenger RNA from Psammomys obesus (fat sand rat), 1667 nucleotides. It is a transcript of the gene Fcmr, whose product is annotated as Fc mu receptor. Gene Ontology annotation, molecular function: transmembrane signaling receptor activity. Bases 34 to 1335 code for a protein of 433 amino acids. The record is from RefSeq and is a predicted model, not a curated record. The transcript is spliced from 8 exons. Gene Ontology annotation, cellular component: plasma membrane. NCBI's taxonomy places the organism in Eukaryota, Metazoa, Chordata, Mammalia, Rodentia, Muridae.
UCUUUCAAGCACACAACUGUAGAAGGUUCCCAGAUGAUUGGUGUGCCUCCAACUCACUCCAGAGGCUCUUGGAUGGGAUCUGGCCACAAAGGAACCAUGGACCUUUGGCUUUGGUUACUUUACUUCCUGCCAGUGUCUGGGUCCCUGAAGGUCCUCCCAGAAGUGCAGCUGGAUGUAGAGUGGGGAGGAUCCAUUACCAUCAAGUGCCCACUCCCUCAAACACCCGUGAGGAUGUACCUGUGCCGGCAGAUGACUGACCCUGGAACAUGCACCACUGUGGUGUCCAACCAUUUCGUUAAGAAGGACUAUAAAGGACGUGUCACCCUAAAGCCAUGCUUGGACAAGAAGCUCUUCCUAGUGGGCAUGACACAGCUGACUGAAAGUGACAAUGGAAUCUAUGCAUGUGGUGUGGGCAUAAACACAGACCGGGGCAAGACCCAGAAAAUCACCCUGAAUGUCCAUAAUGAAUACAAACCAUUCUGGGAAGAUGAACCAAUAUCUGAGCCUCCAAGAUGGUUUCCCAAAUUUCUGCAACCGAUUCCCAACAGGCACCAGGUGGUUGAAUAUGCCAGUUCUUCUGAAUUCAUAUCCAAAGUUACCACACAAGCUCCAAGGACUGAGGCCCUUCCAGCUCACCAGCCUUCCAGUAUGGCUCCAGUGACCCGCCCGCCCAAACUUUCCAGAACAUCUUUAGUGCUAUCAACUACAGCUUCAAAGACCUCAGCUCAACAAGCACUUGGCCCCCUAGUGGCCAGCUACAGCCACCAAACCAGACUUCCUGGGCAAAGAACACCCCGCCACGGCCCACAGUAUGGGAGAGAAGACCGGGGGCUUCACAUCCCCAUCCCAGAAUUUCACAUCCUGAUUCCGACCUGCCUGGGCUUUCUUUUGCUGGUUCUUUUGGGACUGAUGGUAAAAAGAGCCAUGCAGAGGAAGAAAGCUUUCUCCAGGCGCGUGGGCCGAGUGGCGAUGAGGAUGCGCGGCCGGGAGGCGUCCCGCCCCGUCCCCUCACAGCGCCUGGGCGUCCCGCAGAGGCCGCGCUCGCAGAACAAUGUCUAUAGCGCCUGCCCGCGGCGCGCACCGGAACCCAACAGCAUGGGUCCUGCGGAGGCCCCACUCCUCAGCACCCCAGCCUCAGCGUGCCCUGCCCUGCCACAGGUACUGGAAGCUCCUUGGCCCCAUACCCCAUCUCUAAAGGCAAGCUGUGAAUACGUGACCUUGUGCCACCAGCCUGCCGUCAAUGUGGAAGAUUCUGAUUCAGAUGAUUACAUCAAUAUUCCUGGCCUGCCUCACCUUCCCAAGGUCACCCUGGAUCCCAGACCUUCAUGCCAAUGAAUCCUGCCUGUCUGCUGAUUUCCAGCACCUUUCAUGUCCCAUACCCCAGCUUGAAUCUCACCUGACUACCUGAAUGCCUUAAGAAUGAUAAAUUACAAGCUUAUUAACAACCCAAUGAAGGCCCCAGCAUUCAUUGGAAGAUCUCUGGACAUGCAGAGCAUUCAUUUGUCAUGAUGUCACCUGUCCUUUCUGUACCAUCCAAAACCUAUGGGACCUGCAAGAUGCUUCAUCACUAUUUAUGGUUACAUGGUCUUUGUGGCUUUAUCCCUAGCUCAUGUGGCAUCGGGCUAGAAUAUAAACCCAGGACCUAGAAUAUAAACUCCAGCACCUGA